Mustela lutreola (European mink) is the source of this 336-nucleotide messenger RNA. RefSeq names its product translationally-controlled tumor protein-like. Gene Ontology annotation, cellular component: cytoplasm. Bases 1 to 336 code for a protein of 111 amino acids. NCBI's taxonomy places the organism in Eukaryota, Metazoa, Chordata, Mammalia, Carnivora, Mustelidae. The record is from RefSeq and is a predicted model, not a curated record. Gene Ontology annotation, molecular function: calcium ion binding. The transcript has a single exon.
AUGAUACAUUCAUUGAUGAAAAUGUCUCCACGGAAGGUCCAAGGGGAAAGUACCAAAACCACAAUAGUCACUGGUGUUGAUAUUAUUGUGAACCAGCGCUUUCAGGAAACCAGCUUCACAAAAGUAGCCUACAAGAAGUACAACAAAGAUUCUAUGGAAUCAGUCAAAGUUAAACUUGAAGAAAAGAGGCCAGAUAGAGUAAAACCUUUUGUGGCAGGGGUUACAGAACAAAUCAAGCACACCCUCGUUAAUUUCCAGAACUACCAGUUCUUUAUUGGUGAAAACAUGAAUCUAGAUGGCAUGGUUGCUCUGUUGGACUCUGUGAGGGUGGUGUGA